AUGUCUAUCUACGUACCGGCAGAGGCGAUGGACGCCGACACCGACUGUGACAGCCAUCUCGACGACACGCAUUCGUUGACUUCGCCGGUGACCAACUAUCCCAUCGAACAUGGAAGACGAUAUCACCGGUAUCAUGAGGGUGCAUACGUAUAUCCAAACGACGAGCCGGAGCUGGACCGGUUGGACCUGCAGCACCAUCUGUACACCAUGGUGCUCGAGGGACGACUACUCAUCGCGCCGCUCCAGGAUCCAGAGAGACUGCUCGACAUCGGCACUGGCUCGGGGAUAUGGCCGAUAGAGGCGGCGUCCGUCUUCCCGAACGCCAGGAUCAUCGGCACGGAUCUCUCCCCUGUCCAGCCAACGGCCGUUCCCCCGAAUGUCGAUUUCCUGAUCGAUGAUGCCAGGGAGGAGGAUUGGCUGUGGAACGACAAUCACUUCGAUUUCAUUCGCGCUGCACACCUGACGGGAUCCCUACCGUCGUUUGAAGACUUGGCGCGCAAGGCCUUCAGGUACACCAAGCCGGGCGGCUAUCUCGAAUGCCACGAGGUAGACCCGCGGCUGGGCUGCGAUGACGGCUCGCUGCCGAUGGGAAAACGAGACGGCUUCAGCGAAUACGCUCUGCACGACUGGCUAAACCUGAGCAUCCACUCGGGUCUCGCCUCGGAUCCGCCCAGGCAGUUUCGGAUCGCACACCAACUUGCACAGUGCAUGAGAGCGGUGGGCUUCGUCGACAUCAAGGAACACAUCUUCAAGGUGCCCAUGAACACAUGGCCGAGGGACGAGCGUAUGAAGGUUAUUGGCGCCUGGAACGAGAGGAACUGGCUGGACGCGCUGUCGGGGUGGUCGUAUAAGCCGUUCUUCGGCAUGGGAUGGUCGACAGAGGAGAUCGAGGUCUUUCUCGUCAACGUGCGAAAGAGUAUACAGGACCGCAGUGUGCAUGCCUACAUCAGGUUCUAUGUCGUAACGGGGAGGAAACCGCUGGCCGAGGAGCAGGAGAGUUGA
Messenger RNA from Arthroderma uncinatum, 1002 nucleotides. RefSeq lists its product as uncharacterized. The coding region runs from base 1 to 1002 and encodes 333 amino acids. Gene Ontology annotation, molecular function: methyltransferase activity. Lineage: Eukaryota; Fungi; Ascomycota; Eurotiomycetes; Onygenales; Arthrodermataceae. The record is from RefSeq and is a predicted model, not a curated record. The transcript is spliced from 5 exons.